GUCAACUACUUUUCGAAGAGAUAGUAGAACGUCUUUUUUAAGCUUCAGCCUCUUUAGGGAUACAUAUAAUCUUCAUUCCUUGCCCCGACAAUCUAAUAAUCACAGUCAUUAUCUAGGCCGAGUUGGUCGCCAAUAUAACGAAAUGAUAUCCUGCACUACCAUUCCCGUGACAAUCCCAAAGAAUAGCCCAGGUGGCCUAAUACCCAAGGCCACAUCCAAAAUCAUCAUCAGCACAUUCCUCCCCCGCGAGUGGCCAGAUGUGGAUCCGGAAACCCUCACAGUGACACGCACCACCGGAUAUGCAAAUACGAACAGUGUUGUGGAGCGACCGAACCCAAAUGGCAGCGAGACACCCCUUUUGGAGCCAUUUAAGGUAUUCCUUAAGAUUCACGGCGAGCUUGACGGGGAAAUCGAAGUCUUCGAGCAUUUAGUUCCCAGCAAGUACGAAGAAGCACAAUUAAGCCAUGAGUAUGGUCAGUCUGGCCAUGGGGCGAAAGUACUCGGCUUUUUCCAGACUCAGGAUGGUGUCUUCGGGAGGGUCGAUGAGUACUUGGAUGCACGUACCCUGGUACCACAGGAUGUCGAAGACGCUGAUACCCGAGGCGAUGUUGCGAGAGCUCUUGCUACUUUCCAUGCUAUGGAUACGACCAUACUGAAGAGGAGCCCUGUACAGGCAUACUAUGAUACUGUCACCAGAGAACUUGGCAAGUAUCACGGGAUGGACAAGCUGAAGAGACUGGCACAUGCAGGGGGCAUCUGCUUGGAUCAUCUCGUGGAUUAUGACUUCGUGUAUAGACUCCGACGGGUCAUAGAUAAGCUGGAAUCAAUUGGGACAAAGGAAGGAUGGUGCAUCCAUGACUUCCAAUUUAUGAAUGUCUUGGUGAGGAACAAGCCACGGGCAGGGGAAAGCAAAGUUGUUCUUAUCGACUUCGAAUUUGUGUUUCGCAAUUACAGAGCAUUUGAUAUCGGUGCACACUUCUUGCAGAAGUUGUUCCAGUGGUUCAACGAGCAGAGCCAAAUUGCCGAUUGUCGGCCUUAUUCGGACGAGGAGAAGCGGCAUUUUUGCGAGGAAUAUGCAAAACAGUGGAAUCAAAAAACAGGUGACUCGGAUACAGGGGAGCAGGUUUUCGCGGAGGCUGAGCUCGGGUUCAUGCUGGCUAUUACGUUUGAGAUCCACAACAUGCUGUGUUUCAUGGAUCAGGAUGAUGAUAAAGAUCCGUUGAAUCUCUUGUCGCUUGAUAAGUUGUAUAGGGAGUUCACCGACCAAUAUGUCAAGCUCGGGCUCGAACGCUGAACAGUGUAUGCUAGUGCCUGGUAGUGAGCUUUAAUCUAGCCAUCGCUUCAGGCGUCAACAAUGAGUCUUAUGAAAUCAUCGAUGAGGAUGCGCCCCUUGGGUAUGCCUGGUGGCUUGCCCUGUUAGACAGCAACAUGCAAGUGCCAACCGCAGGGCGUACGACCCACAUGGCCGAUUGAAAGCGGACAGUUCACCCAAUCCUGCAUCCCAACCAGACACUCAUGGAAGUCCUACUACGUACCUACUGGCCAUUGACUUGUCUACGCCGUUAAGACUGGCCGAGUGCUGGUUUCUGCCGAAUUACUCUCAC
Messenger RNA from Aspergillus welwitschiae, 1604 nucleotides. Its product is annotated as putative choline kinase. The record is from RefSeq and is a predicted model, not a curated record. Lineage: Eukaryota; Fungi; Ascomycota; Eurotiomycetes; Eurotiales; Aspergillaceae. The transcript has a single exon. Gene Ontology annotation, molecular function: ethanolamine kinase activity; choline kinase activity. Gene Ontology annotation, biological process: phosphatidylethanolamine biosynthetic process; phosphatidylcholine biosynthetic process. Gene Ontology annotation, cellular component: cytoplasm. Bases 143 to 1294 code for a protein of 383 amino acids.